This is a messenger RNA of Tigriopus californicus, 4842 nucleotides long. RefSeq lists its product as uncharacterized. The record is from RefSeq and is a predicted model, not a curated record. Bases 3 to 4139 code for a protein of 1378 amino acids. NCBI's taxonomy places the organism in Eukaryota, Metazoa, Arthropoda, Copepoda, Harpacticoida, Harpacticidae. The transcript is spliced from 7 exons.
UCAUGGAUGACAUUUUGCGGGAAGAGGCUCCCCCGCCCCCCGUCACUGAUCCGCCCCCGCCCACCAGACCCCCGCUCCGCUCCACGCCAGCGCCCUCAGCGGCUACUCCGCCGCCGCCCGUGGAGCGCGUUAGUCCAGCAGUCAGGGCUUCUACGCAGGCCCCGGCCCGUGUCCCGGCGCCCGUGGAGCCCGUGGAGCCCGUGGCGCGUUCGUUUUGGGCUAUAGCCUGGGAGGCGCACAUCUACUUUAGUGGCACGUUGUUCGUGCUCUUGUCCGUGUAUUGUUUGGUCAACAUCAUGCGCCUGCACACCUUCUCGCGUUUGUUUUCGCGGGGCUAUUUCAUCGCGCUCAAUGUCAGUAUCAUCGUGAUUGGGGUGCUCCGGCCCAUUUUCCUGUUCCAUGACCCGUACAACUUGGGUCAAACGUGGCCGCGAAUGGUCGGCUAUUUGCUUUUGGACACGGGCUAUCCGUGCAUCACCACGGCUUUUGCCGUUCUCUUCCUCGCCCUUUUGCGCGCCACUCAGGUUGAGCUUGUUUCUCCGUCGUUCCAAAAACCUCGCUCGUUGGGCAUAUUUUGCGGCGUGCACUUCUUGAUCACGAUCGCUCUGGAUGUGACCAUCGGGUUCUUUGUUCAAGUCAGAUACUCAAUACUCAUUGCUCAAGGCUUCUUCAUCGUUUGGAGCUUGCUACUCUCGGCCGGUUACUUCUACAUAUUUUCGCCCAUGAAAAAAAUCGCGUUGAGACCGGGAGGGAGCGACAUGAUGCGCGCCAACGUGUAUCCCAAACUGAUGAUGGAAGGGGGCUACAGCAAUGGAGGGGUGGAGCCGCGUAUGGAACCGCAGUACUUGCCCCAAGCCGCCAGUCCGCCUCUAGCCCGAGCGAUCCAUCUCACUCUGGGCGUGGCCAUCAUAUCCAGUUUAAUGGGUGGGGUCCAGUUGUUUGGCAUGAUCAAGAUGUUGGGUCUACAGAAAGUGGACAUGUCCCCUCGUCAAAACGAGUGGGCGUGGUUUGGCUAUCAGGUGGCCAUGCGAAUCCUUGAAGUGACCAUCUGUACGUUGUUGGCCGUGAUAACCACCACGCCCUUGAGAAGUGAGCCACCAAACUCCUCGCCGAGUCCGCCCUCCAAGUUCUUGUUAUGUUGUCGAGGUCACAAUCCGCCCCGGGAAUUCGAGGACGAGAUCUACUCCGAGAUCUGUACCAACAAUCAGAGCGUCCGUCACAUGAUGAAUGGGGGCGGUGGGCCUCAAGGGCCGGGCAUCAUGAUGGACAACCCGUAUGGGACGCUUGGGCCCAACGGGAGGCUCUCCUUGGGACGCAUGGCUGGGUAUCCGGAGGGAGAUGGAACGCUUUUACCCAUGGAGAAUCUCAUGAACAGCAACCUGGCCUUGACGUCUCUACCACCUGGGCACAGCCCGCAGUCCACAUUGGGCUUGAUGGGACCCAUCAUGAACCAAAAAAGAGCCACGUCUAGUUCCUCGAACUCCAACCCCACUUCCACACUGAGGACGUCCGGCAACUAUCAGGACAUUGCGCGAGGCUCGGGACUUCAUCAAUCGAAUAGCGGGGCGUCAAGUCGCGCCACGGUGGAUACGGCGCUCUACUCGAAUCUCAAGAAUCCAAGCCGACCCUCUUCCAUGCUCUUCAACGAUUCCGGGUUCGUUCGAUUUCGAAUGGGCGACGACCCCAAUCUCCCUCAAGAUGAUGUCUUAAGGCAAUCCACUAGCAAUUUGGUGGAGGCCAUCAAUCUUAGAGAGUCACGACCUGCGUCGAGAAACGUUGACACGCGAGAUAAGCUUCGGGCCUCCCAAAGCUUUGAUGAUUCGGUCCUUCUCAUGGAUCGCAUUCCGGGUUUGGAGGUCGGCAAGGGCCCCAUGGACAAGCUCUCCCCGGCUUCACAGCCCGAAACCACAUUUGGCAAUGUGAAAAUGAGACCGAGUCAGAGACAUGGACCCGGAGCGUCCGCUUUACUCUCGGAUCAGAGUCGCCACUCUCCGAUUUACAAGUCCAUUGACUCUCUUGGGCCAUCAGAAAACGGAGAUGAUCAAGACCCCGAACUAGCUCAGAUGUACGAACCGCCCCCUGGGAUGAAAUUCCCGCCCAAAGACUCGAUGAAAGGGACUCCUUCUCAAGCCAUCUACUCCGAAGAUGACAUGAGCUCGGUGUAUGGCCGUUCACAGAUCUACCGCCCUCCUUCGCGAUGUUCUUCCAUAUCGGCCACUCAGAGUUUCGACAUGCGGAUGUACGGCCAGACCAACGGCAAGAUGGGCAAGGCGCCCGCCGUGAAUGCCCAAGGGUUUAUCACGCACACGUUGGGAGGGAAACUAGGCCCGUCGGCCAACUCUCCCGCCGAAGGGGCCAAAAAGGAGAAGCUGGAAAAUCCCUACUAUUACUAUGGAAGCACGAGGAACCAAAAGAAGCAAGUCAAUCAAAAGCCUCGGCCCCUGCUUCCUAGUCAACGCCAACAGCUGGAGCUUCAGGAGCGGGCCACUCACACCCGCCCGGGCCGUCCGACCAGUCGACAGACUGCUGCGUCCUCGCGCCCAUCCAGUCGGCAAAACCUCCUUCAAAGCAGCACCCCUGCUGAGCCCCCUGCGGCCGAGGGUCAAUUCCAAAGGAGUCGCAGCCUUGGAGGCUACUACAAUCGGAACGGCCCGCCUCCCCCGGUCAGAGGUCACCCACACCUGGCUUACCGGCAACAGCCCCAAGUCCAACACCACCAGGCGGCCGGAUCCAUGACCCCCAUAUCAUAUUCCCGGUGGCAACAUGCUCAGCGACAAGAAGAAAUGCCGAGGCGCCACAAUCCGUUGUAUGAUACUCCGCCCACUGUAAGGCACGCCCAGGCCAUGGCAGCCCACCUCCGCAUGGAACAGGGACAACCCCCGCGAUUACGCUUGGGCGAGUCGGCUGAAUAUGCGUUUGAUGACCGAGUGGGCGGGCGACUCUCCCAGCCAGCGCAACAGUUCUACAACACGGACGCCUUCAAACGCAACUCUCCGGUGGUUGGUUUGCGUCAAGGUUCCGGACUGACCGGGCUCCCAGCUCCUCCUCAACGACUCAACUACUUGGGACUGAAUCGUGGACUGUCGGUUGACCCCCAAUCCAUGUUGUCGCCCAUUCUGACCGAUCAUGAGGACUCUUCGGCCAGUCCAAUGCAUCAAGUACACCACCAUCAGGGAAUGCCACCCCGUCUUUCUAACCAAGUUCAACCUGAUUAUCUGACCGAUGAGGAGGACUCGGACGUGAAUAGCGCCUUUGACCAGUUCACAAGCCAAGCCACUCAAGGCUACUGUGACGGUCUGGCGGAUAAUGAAUCGGAAGUAUCCAGUAUCUUUGGCACCGAACCUAGACGCCGUCGACGGAGCCAGCCACUCCAAGGCAUCAAUCAGACGGACGGACAGAAACUCCAGCUCGUGAGUCCUUUGGAAUACUCAGCCAUGCUCAAGCUCCACGGCAAUAACUCGACGUAUCUGAGUAAAGAUAUCACACCCGACUCCGGCGUGAAUAUGGGCAACAAUAGCGACUCUAACAAGAGCAAGAAGGAUCGCCCCCUACCGCCCAAACGAACCUCGUCUCAAGACACCAAAGAUACUCCUCCCCAUGCCAAGGAGAACUCGCGCCAAUCGUUGUUGUCCAGCUCCUCCUCUCUCAAUGAUCUGCUUAGUGUAGUCAAGCAAACCACUGCCACUCGAGAAGGCAAAGAAUACUCCCGCAUCAAUCCCAAUGGCCGGACCAGCACUGUAUUCUCUUCGUCUUCGUCCUCAGAGUCCGAGAGCGACCCGGACGACCCGACCCAAACAACGCUGUCAGGAGCUCAAAAGACGUCCACCGGGAUGGAUGGGCAAAAACCGCAAUUGUAUCAGCCUUUAAAGAACUCGACGAAACAUCCAGGCCAAACCGCGUUCCGAUGGGACGGCAGCCAAAUACCCCAAGAAACGGGAGGGAUUCAAUCUGGAGGCCCACCAAGAGCUCGCAUCCCGUCCGAGCAUUCGGAUUUGGGCGCCACAGGAGACACUGACGAUUUUUCGGAAGUUGGAGAGAGCAAUACCGAAGAGGAUGGCUUGGAGGAUGAGGACGAGGAGGAGGAGGAGGAUCAAAAUCAUGGAUUGAGCGUCCAGCGAUCCGCAAAUCUUGCAUUUUAGAACGGGCCAUGUCAGAUCUAGAGCACGCCCACUUCUCCCUUCUCAGAGCACCCAUUUUGUUACUAGUAUCCGGGUCAUCCAACGUCGUCGUUGAUGAUAUUGUUAAGAUCAAGGGGUCGAAGCAGGUUAUCAAAUUUAUCAAAACCUGAUUUGCGAAAUGUGCCACUAACUGUGCAAAUAAGGUGCAUUUAUUAUUGGAAGUGUUUGCUAAAGAAAAGCCGAUUCUAUUACGAAAUUAGACGUGCCGAUCCUGUAUGUGGCCUUUCCAACAGUCUUCAGUUUUUUGUUUUGCCUCCAUCGGAUCAAUCAUCAAUCAUGAGCCCGACGGACGAUGAUGCAACACGUGCAAGGUUGCGCGCUCCAAUUAAGUCGAUUUGUCCGACAAUUUGUUACUACCACCCUCUUGCCAAACAGCGCAUGUGGACCAUUGCUUCGAUAUCAAUGGCCUCUCACAUGUCUUGAAGUGGAAUUUCAAUAGUGUCUGAAUUUUUAUUUAUGUUUUGCCAGAAAACCAACAAGUGAGACAUCUCAACAUCUUAUCCAACCCAAUGUGUACGCCAAAAUGUCUAUCAAUAUUAUUGGUCUAAUUAUCAUCCUUGUCCCUCUACCUAAUGUACAACAACCCCCCCCCCCUCUACAACCGCUACACAAAUGAAAGAAUAUAUACCUAGAAAUAGGCAAAGAAAAUAAAACGCAUGUUGAA